Molecule: messenger RNA, 2342 nt
Organism: Neopelma chrysocephalum (saffron-crested tyrant-manakin)
Lineage: Eukaryota; Metazoa; Chordata; Aves; Passeriformes; Pipridae
Gene: CUNH14orf180
Product: chromosome unknown C14orf180 homolog
Exons: 6
Coding region: 320-691 (123 amino acids)
Source: RefSeq, a predicted model, not a curated record
GCUUUAAAGGAAUUUGCUCUGGGGAAGGAGACAGCUGCUGCUCUGAUGAAGGAUUUUUCUGAGCAGGCCUCCCAAGCUAGAUAUGUCAGCGUGAGAUGCUGCCUACGUUUUUCAUUGUGACCAACAGGUUGUUAGACUGCAAUCAAAAGCAGUUGGUAGGAAUGGAGCUGUCCCUGUUAUGAGAUUUGAACUCCUGGCAUCUUUAUCCACUGGAACUUGAGUGCCCAGGACACAUCAGAGAGGGGAUUUUGAGAGCAUUUCACAAGCCCUGCAAGCUGUGAGCCGGUUUCAGCAUGAGGAAAAGCCCUCCAUCACCCCAAUGCACAGGAAAGAGAAGGCAGAUGACAGUAGCUGUCCUCCUUCAAUACUGAGGAAAAGGCAACCUGUGGACCAAGCUGUGGGGGAAAAGCGGAAAGUAGAGAGGAGGGUUCGAUUUCGUGAGCCAGAAGUCAUUGAACACGCCAUUUCCUGCUGUGACUACGUAGUGGUAGAUGACAGGUCAUCAUCUGGAUUGCCUGUGCUCCUGUGGCUCUCAUUUUGUGCAGUGCUGAUCCUUGCUGUGAGUCUCUGCUACACCAGCAUGAAGCAAGAUGUCAAAGUCCUGGAGGAAUUUCAAUCCCGACUUGUUAUCUUCUUUCUUCAUAUAAGACACGUUGCUCAGAGAUGUUGGACUUGGUUUGUGAAGCAGUAGCAAUGUCCUUCAGCCUGACACUGUUAAGCAUCAUGAGUCAGUGCAAAGCUCCCAGUUUACUCCAGCCACAUGCAAGGAACACAUGAUCAUCCACCUCAAAGAGCAAGAAAAUCACCCCUGUUGUGCAUCAUCCAGCAGCCACUUCUCCUUUUUUCUUCUUUCUUUGUUUUUCCACAUCAAUGAACAGUCAUUACUAGUGCCUUGAGUUCUCACCAAACUCAUGCUCCAUCACCCUGAACAGCAAACAAGUAUCUCAGUUUUGUCCCCCAUAUUUUAUGAACUGCUGGUAUGAGGAGCAAAAGUAGAGAGAGAAACAGAUUGAUCUGUGCAGGCAGCAGCAAGCUCUGAAGAAAAGUCUCCUGAGUCUCAGGUCAAGGCUUUAUAUAUCAAACCACCUUUCUCCUUAAGUCUCCUAAGAGCUAUCCUGCAAAAGUUAAAAUAAAGCAGAACUAUUGCACCAACACUUCUCUGGUGGCCAAAGGCUUGACAAGUUGCUAUAUUUAUACACCUGAAAUGUUUAUUAGUAAAAUCCCAGCAAAUGGCUUUCUCGUUUCCCUUCACGCAUUUUUUUUUUACUCCAUGGGCAAAAGCUGUUUCUUACUGAUUCACUUAACUCCCAGGAGUGAAAAACAACACAAAAACUCAUUUAAACAGAAAAUAGUUUAUUUGCCUAACAUAAAAAAUAGCAGCAUUGAAACUCAGGUUAAUCAUCAGAUCGGUAGUUUAAUCCUCUGGGUUUGAUUCAGUCCAUAAACUCUACGAGCUGACUUAAAAGAUUUAUGAUAAUGCUUGUAUUCAGCCAGAGCUUAUGCUUUUUAUGCCUUGGUAUUUAGGGCCUUAUAUCACAGCAAUAUGGACUGGCUAUGAAGGAGUGGGAGGCCAAGUCCCUUUACCCCUCCAUUGCCCCCCAUACUAUGCAGGUCUCUGAAGAGAAUCCUAUUAAUGGAGAUCAUGUGAAAUGGUGCUCUGGGUAUCUGAGAGGAGAGCAAAUUAGUGCAAGCUUGUGAGCUUCAAAGAAUCAGCACAAACAGCUUUUUAGGCCUUAGAUUCUUCACAAGUAGAACCUGAUACAUGCUUGGAGUUAUUUGGUAUGAUAAAAUUGACAUCAGAACCUGUAAAAGCUGAAGAAAAGGAAGCAGGAAAAAAAGGGGGAAAGAAAACACUGCAGAGAAGAUUAAGUGAUGCCUGCAAGACCUUGGCUGGAAUUCCCCUGCCAUGACAACCACCAAAAAGAAAAAAAUGGUGCUUUAUUUUUAAUAGAAUUUUUUGAGGGCCAUGCCUCUGCCCCAGCAAUCUUCUCCCAAGAAGCCCAAGGACUUUAACCAGGAGAUGAUAAACAGAAACACAAUAUGCAGCCUUCUCUCAAGAGGAGAGUAGACAGCAACUUGAUUGAGAACAAGUCAAAAAAAUUGCAGCCCAAGAGAGAAAGAAGUGAUUUCAGUGGCUGUUCUCAUGCUCCUCCUAAACUGUCAAAGCCACAGCCAUUGCAUUUGACACGUGCCGGUGUGGGAAGCAGAGGUUGCUGCAGGAGUAUUUGGCUCAGGGGCUCUGUGUGCAAACCACUCAGGUACCCCAGCUCAGAGGGUAAGUUUCACCACUGCUUCCCUCCCCUCUCCACUGUCUCAGCCCCGCUCUUUAGGUAAUAAAAAAG